UGUCCUUUUCCAGUGAUGGAGCCUGAAGAGCGAGAAAAACCUGUGCUGGAAGAACUGGCAAGGUGUAAUUCCAUCAGGUUCACCUCUAUUUACGUGGUCGCGUUUUUUCUACUUUUGUGGCUUUCAAAUUCGACUGUGGUUUUGUCAGCUAGUUUGUUGGUUUUCUCGUUCUUUGUUGCUGAAGCUGUUUCCAAUGCUAUUGAAAAUGCGUUGCCCAGAAGAAUAGUUGACGAUCCUGAGUCGAAGGCUGUGUUCAUCACAGGCUGUGAUACGGGGUUCGGAAAUGCACUUGCGAGAAGGCUGGAUACCCUUGGAUUCACUGUCUACGCGGGUUGCCUGCAUCCCAAAGAAAACGAGGCAUUGCAACUCAGUGAGAGCACUUCAGCCAGGUGCGAAACGAUUUAUGUUGACGUCACGAAGCAAUCAACGCUUGACGACGCCAGGAAACACAUAGAAGACACCCUGGGAAACAAAACACUUUGGGCAAUCGUGAACAAUGCUGGGAUCGGUGCUUUCACGGAAAUCGAGUGGUGCCCAGUGGAAAUUUACCAGAAAAUUUUGGAUGUAAACGCCCUGGGUCCCAUUCGGGCCACCAAGACUUUCCUUCCACUGCUGCGCAAAUCCGAGGGACGAAUAAUUAUGGUGGCUUCUCUCGCAGGAAGGUACACAUUCCCGGGUUCCUCGGCUUACUCAAUGUCAAAAUGCGCUGUUGUGUCCUUUGCUGAUGGACUGCGAAGAGAAAUGGUCAAGUGGGGUAUCACCAUCCAUACCGUGGAACCCACAGCUUACAGGUAUAUAGAAUUUCUGCAGACACACACAAAAUAUGAAAUUUACAGAUUAUUCAAGUGGGUUUCAUCCGACAGAACGCCGCUGUCAGCUGAAAAAAAUAUGAAGAAAAACUUGCAGAACAUUUGGGAUAAAUUACCCGAGGACAUCAAGGAGUCUUACGGCUCGGCAUAUUAUCAAGAUUUCCUGUUAAAGCUGAAGCAAUUUUCAGACAACGCUCGACCCAAGGAAAAAAUCGCAGAAGUUAUUGAUGACCUGGUGGACGCUGUUGCAGGCGCUGCUCCGCUGGGUCGUUACGUGCCAAAUAUUAUAACUCAGCUGCGAGCCAGAUUGAUCUGUGCUUUGCCAACUGGUGCUCAGGACGCAUUGUUGUGCAAAAUUGCCGCUCCUUCUACUCCACCAGCAGCAGCACCGCCAAAGAGAGAGUCGUCGUUGUCGAAAUCGUUGAAGGGCUUGAAAGAGCGAUCACUUUACCGACAAUUGUCGAUGCCAAUGUUUUCAUCUGUGCCAAAGAAAUCUGACCCGAAAACCGAAGCCCCCACCACGGGAACCCCGUUGUUGAGAAUGAAAGAAGAGGAAAGCCAGCACUUCAAGUUUUAAAUUCGGGGGCUUUUUAAAUUAUGUUGCAAAAUUUGCUUCGUCAGCAGUGAUAGGAAUUCGAUGUAC
Notodromas monacha is the source of this 1452-nucleotide messenger RNA. The record is from the annotation of a GenBank genome assembly. Lineage: Eukaryota; Metazoa; Arthropoda; Ostracoda; Podocopida; Cyprididae.